AUGACGACUGCACGCUCUCCGUUCGAUUGGUCGGUGACCGACCCGCACCACAACAACGAGUACAUGCGAUUCGCAUCUCGUCGAUCCACCGUUCUCUCCACAAAAGGUGUCGUCGCAUCCUCUCAACCGCUCGCCUCUUCGGCCGGUAUCGAGAUCCUCAAUGCAGGAGGUAAUGCGGCCGAUGCAGCCGUUGCAGUGGCUGCCGCGCUCAACGUCACCGAGCCAUGCAACACGGGCAUCGGCGGCGACGCCUUCUGCUUGUUCUACGACGCCGAGAAACGCACCGUCCGAGCGUUCAACGGAUCCGGUCGUGCACCUCAAGCCAUGACGCUCGACGUGCUUCGCUCCAAAGGCGUCGACGGCAUCGAGAUCCCCGGAAACAGCAUCCACAGCGUCACCGUUCCCGGCGCAGCCGCCGCCUGGGUCGACACCGUCGAGAAGCUCGGCAGCGGAAAGCUGACUAUGCAGGACAUCCUCGCACCCGCCAUUCGUCUCGCCGAACAGGGAUAUCCGGUCCACGAGAGCACCGCUUAUCUUUGGGGUCGUAGCGAGAAGCUCAUCAAGAAUGCUUCGCCCAACUCGGACGAGAUGCUCUUCCAGGGACGUGCACCUCGGACGGGUGAAUUGAUGCGCAUGCCGACGCUCGCACGCACCUUCCGCGAGCUGGCGACAAAGGGCAAAGAAGGCUUCUACACAGGUCGCGUCGCUCAGGCCAUUGUCGAUCUGGUGAAAUCUCAAGGCGGCGUGAUGGAGCUGGACGAUCUCAAGGAUCACCUCGACAGGGGCACGGAGGAGGUGAAGCCGAUCCAGUACACGUACAACCACCCUGCUGCUGCGGGUGAUCUGGAGGGCAAAGAAGGCGUCACCAUGUACGAGUGUCCGCCCAACGGCCAGGGUCUGACCACGCUCGUCGCUUUGGGCAUCCUGGACGAGCUGCAGAACCAGGGCAAAGUCGGUGACCUCGCUUCGGUCAAACACAAUUCUGUCGAGUACCUGCACGCUCUCAUCGAAGCGUUGCGAUUGGCCUUCGCCGACACCCGUUACCAUGUUUCGGAUCCGCACCAUUCCGAGCACGACGUAGCCGCGCUCCUGCUCAACCCCAAAUACCUCUCGGAACGAGCCAAGCAGUUCGACCCUACCAAAGCCUCGGUCGACCUGGAAAAGGGCAGCCCCGCCAACACCUGCGAUACCGUCUACUUCUCCGUCACGGACCAGUACGGAAACGCGUGCAGCUUCAUCAACUCCAACUACGCCGGGUUCGGCACGGGCGCCGUCCCCUCCGGCUGCGGAUUCACCCUCCAAAACCGCGGCGCCGGAUUCACGCUCUCCGCCGACCACCCCAACUGCGUCGCCCCGCGAAAACGCCCUUACCACACCAUCAUCCCCGCCAUGGCCACCCGCGGCGACGAGCUCUUCCUCUCCUUCGGCGUAAUGGGCGGCUUCAUGCAGCCCCAGGGUCAGAUUCAGGUGCUCAUGAACGUCCUCCACCACGGCUUCACCGUUCAGGACGCCCUCGACGCACCGCGCUUCUGCAUCGGCGCCGGAAUGGCCGGCCCAGAAGGCGCCACCUCCGAAGUGUACUUCGAACAGGGCGUAGACCAGAACGUCGUCGACCAAUUGGCAAAGAUGGGUCAUCAGGUCAAGGUCGUCGAUGGUUGGGGGAGGUUCCAGUUCGGAAGGGGACAGGUGAUCCAGAAGGUGGCCAACGACACAGGCAAGUUGGUCUGGGCCGCUGGUUCCGACCCCCGUGCCGACGGUCAAGCCAUCGCUCAAGUCUAG
Pseudozyma hubeiensis SY62 is the source of this 1779-nucleotide messenger RNA. RefSeq lists its product as hypothetical. The transcript has a single exon. Lineage: Eukaryota; Fungi; Basidiomycota; Ustilaginomycetes; Ustilaginales; Ustilaginaceae. The record is from RefSeq and is a predicted model, not a curated record. Bases 1 to 1779 code for a protein of 592 amino acids.